AUGAAAUACCUCGAGUAUCCCGAGCUCGAGCUGCUCUCUCGAGCACUCACAUUCGAGUCGGCAGAGUGUAAGGUCUUCACCCGCAUGGAGGCCUACUCUUGCAAGACCGUCUCCAAGGAGAAGCGCCUCUUUAAGAGUCUCGAGUCUUCCUACCUCCGCUCCGCAUCCACAUCCCCGCCUGAUUAUCUCGAGGAGGCUCUCGCAUCUCCCUUCGGCCGUCUCGACCAGCCUUCAGCCCGAAAGACGCUCUUCCUGCUCAUCGCGACCCUCAAUGUCGCUUUCCCCGAUCACGAUUUUAGCGAAGUGAACCCUGCCGAUUUCCGCAAAGAGAUGAGCCCCGCCAUGGUGCUCAAUUCGCUCAGCACUACUCUGCUCAGCCUCAAGACUUCGUCCAAUGCUCCGCGAUCCUAUAGCUCUUUCCCUGGCUCAUUCGAAGAGCCCAGCUUUGCCCUCGGCACUACCGGCGAAUCGCCAGGCUCAGCCGGAGCAACCGCAUCGCUGCCGCCUCUCAUCACCCACCCGGCCCUUUCACACAUCCUCGACGACAUCAUGAACGUGUCCGACUGCGAAGUCUACACAUUCCACCCCGACAUGGACUCGGACCCGCACGCAAGUGCCGAGCCUGAAGAAGAGGGCGAUCUCGCCGAAGAUGACAUGUAUGAAGACGAAGAAUACUGGGAUGACGACAACCCGGGCAUGCGUGGUCGUGAAGACACUCCGCGUGCGCGGACGCACGGACUGACCGAUGACGACGAAGAAAUGGAAGACGCGCCCAUGUUUGACGAAGACGUGUACGGUCAAGGUCUGAGUGGGAGAAAGGCAGCACCGCACAGCAUUGCAACCAUCGGACCCGAUGGCAAAAUGGUGCUUUCACGAGCAGAAUUCGACCCCAGAGGAAGAAGGGCAUCUAUGGAAAAUUCGAGCCUCACUUCGUAUGAUUCCAGCUUCAACGAUGAAGACGACGACUUGGACGGCACCGGCGCCGGUCUGCUAUGGUCGACGUUUGCCUUUUUCUACAACCGCAAGAUGAAGCGUAUCCUCUUUGUUUCGGUAUGGAGCCGCAAGAACGCGCGAUUUGGUAUGCCCACCUCGUCAUGGGCGUACACACAACCGCCUCCCGUUCUUAGCGCUUCGCUGGGAUCACCGCAGGCCAGUUUCGGGCAGGUCGCAGCUUGUGGACGUCAACGAGCUCCUUCCAACGCCCUCAAGAAGCAAAUCGCUGCGGUUGCAUCUGCUGCUGCCGCAGCUCCAACGCUGGCAAAGCGCGCGAUUGCAAGGACCGAUUCCACCGGCUCGCUCAAGCGCACUGGAAGGCCUGGCCAUAUCCGCACAGACUCUGGCAGCCCUGCGCCUUCGCAGCUCUCGCCCUUUCCUCACGCUUCGCCGCGCGCAGUGCGCACCACUGACCCCAUGGAUAGCGUCGUGAUCGUCGAUGGUCGAAGGGCUAUCAACUCGCUCGACGCGGCUCUUCUGAGCGCAAGUGCGCCUGCUGCAGCAAAUGCAGGCAUCGGCGGCGCAAGCACUAACACAGCACGUCACACUCCGACAUCUGUACGCAGCAAACGCUCAUCUGACACCUCGUCCAGCGCGUUCGAUCAGAAACGCGUUAAGAAGCAGCCCGCUUGA
This is a messenger RNA of Mycosarcoma maydis (corn smut), 1626 nucleotides long. RefSeq names its product RNA polymerase III-inhibiting protein MAF1. The transcript has a single exon. Lineage: Eukaryota; Fungi; Basidiomycota; Ustilaginomycetes; Ustilaginales. Gene Ontology annotation, molecular function: RNA polymerase III core binding. Gene Ontology annotation, biological process: negative regulation of transcription by RNA polymerase III. Gene Ontology annotation, cellular component: nucleus. The record is from RefSeq and is a predicted model, not a curated record. The coding region runs from base 1 to 1626 and encodes 541 amino acids.